CGCGUGGAGCACAAAGGAGGCGCAGCCAAUGAGGCCUCUUCCUCGGCCAGUGUCUCGUGAAGCUCGGCGCCUGGUUCCGAGAAAGCCCCAGGCCUCUUGCAGCCUGGUCCUGCCUUGCAGCCCCAAGCCGCCUACCGCCUCCUCCUCCGCGCAUCCCUCCCCUUCAGUGCCAUGAUGGCAGCCUUUCCUCCUCUUCUUCCUCCUGCACCUCGGCUCCUUUUGUUGCUGACGGUGGCUGCAGGCUGGGUGGGGAAGGAGCCCGCCGCCUUCGCUGCUGUUACUGCAGGGGAUCCCGCUCCGCCGGGCAAAAUAGCUGUGAUAGGAGGCGGGAUUGGUGGCUCAUCUGUGGCCCAUUUCCUGCAGCAACACUUUGGGCCACAGGUUCAGCUUGACGUGUAUGAAAAGGACACUGUGGGGGGCCGCCUAUCCACUGUCACCGUCAACAAGCAGCAGUACGAAAGCGGUGGGGCCUCCAUCCACGCCCUCAGCUUGCACAUGCAAGACUUUGUGAAACUGCUGGGACUCAAGCACCGCCGAGAAGUGGCAGGAAAAAGUGCUAUAUUUAAUGGGGAGCAGUUUGUCUUGGAGGAGACAGACUGGUACCUGCUGAACCUCUUUCGGCUCUGGUGGCACUAUGGCAUGAGCUUUCUCCGCCUACAGAUGUGGGUGGAGGAGGUAAUGGAGAAGUUCAUGAGGAUCUACAAGUACCAGGCCCAUGGCUAUUCAUUCUCUCGCCUUGAGGUGCUCUUGCACUCUCUGGGUGGUGACACUUUUGUGAACAUGACUCAACGCACGGUGGCUGAGUCACUCUUGGAGGUGGGCGUCACCCAGCGUUUCAUUGAUGAUGUCAUUGUGGCCAUUCUCCGUGCUGGCUACGGCCAAUCAGUAUUGGUGCCGGCCUUUGCAGGAGCCAUGUCAAUAGCAGGAGCCCAGGGCAACAUGUGGGCUGUGGAAGGUGGAAACAAGAUGGUGUGCUCAGGUUUGCUCAGGCUCACCAAAGCCAAUAUAAUCCAAGCCACUGUGACAGCCAUCUCUCUGCACAAUUCAGAAGGAAAAACCUUUUACCAGGUACACUAUGAAGAUGAGGAAGGCCAAGGUUCUAGCUUCUAUGAUAUUGUAGUCAUCGCCACCCAACUACAUGAUAGCAAGAACAACAUCACUUUUCAGAACUUCGAUCCUCCCAUUGCAGAGUUCCCUGGAGUCUUCCACACCACUGUCACUUCCAUUGUCCAUGGCUACUUCAACUCCUCCUAUUUUGGCUUCCCAGAUCCAAAGCUCUUUCCUUUCGCAAGUGUCCUCACUACAGACACCCCUGCCCUCUUCUUCAAUUCAAUGGAUAAUAUUUGCCCUGUCAAUAUAUCAGGUGUCUUCAGACGAAAGCAGCCCCAGGAGGCUGCCGUGUGGCGCGUCCACUCUCAGCGCCCACUGGAUAAGCCAGAGCUGAAGAUUCUGUUCCGGUCCUACUAUUCUGUUCAAGUGACUGAAUGGCAGGCCUAUCCUGACUAUGAAUCUGCCAAGACCCUCCCACCGAUCAUUCUGCACAACAACCUCUAUUACCUCAAUAGUGUGGAGUGGGCAGCCGGCUCAAUGGAAAUGGCUGCUGUAGCUGCCAAAAAUGUUGCCCUCUUAGCCUAUAACUAUUGGUAUCAUGAUUUGGAGAAGAUAGACCAAAAGGACCUGAUGCACAAAGUCAAAACUGAGCUGUGAAUUUAACUAAAACUGCUAGAGCAGAUUUUCUGAGAGCCUCUCCAUUAUUGCAUGUAGGCUAAGGAGAGUACAGGAGGAUUACACUGGAGUUUCUGUAGGGAGGGAAGACUAACUUAGCACAUGAACCUUGUCUGCUGUCUGUAGUCAAAGCGUCCUGUACUCAGAUGCCAUUCUGUCUCAGAGUGGCUGUGAACAUGUGCGUAAGUACACCGUUUAUAAGGAUUAGCAGACCACCUUGGAAGAGGGUGACAGUCUGGUCCGACUCCUACUUUAAAAUGGAGCAUCCAUUCUUCUUGGUCUGAGGGCUCCUUACCCGUGGAACUGUGUAGAGACACUGGACGUUGCUUGACAAACUGCAGGUUUUGAAGGAAACUACCACAAAAGAGACCUUCUCUUGCUUCUGUAGCAUAUGCAGUCUUAGAUCCUAAUUGUGCUGUAUUCCCUUCUUGUUCUUAAAUGUUGGUUUGAAAGGGAAUGGAACUUCUGGGGGUAGUGAAAUGCUCUUGUGAAAUUGUAUUUCUGCCAAUGGAAGCAGUGCUAUUUUUUGCAUUACUAGGCCCCAUUAACUCUCAUCUAAUUAGAUAACCAGAAAACUCUGAGUUGGAUCUUCAAAUACUAAUGCUCAGGUUUGACAUCCUGUGGAUCCCUACUAACAGGGCACUGCAUUAUCAAUGCCUUGAUAACCUUGAAACUCCAGCUAACACCUAAUCUUAUGCAGCCUUUCCUAUGUAUUGGGGGAGCAGGUUUCCAGGUUGACCAAGUAGAUUAAGCAUACUCCCCUCCUAAGACAACAAUAUUUCCUUCAUUUUCAAAACAAGGAGAAACUGUUAUAUAGUCAUUUGGAAACUUUCCUGUGUUUGACCAUGUCUGUCAUCUCAGAGAUGCCUGAAGUGGUAUAGCAAAGGACUCCUCUCAAACAAGGCCAGGCAAGUUACUCUGGCAUUUAAGUCAGAAAGCCCCCAAGUCUAUCUUUUUAUGCCUUGCUGACAGUAAAAAAAUAUAUAAGAAUCAACAAAGAACAGUUUUCUGACUUUUUAUGGCCUCACAAUUCUGCUGCCUGAAGCAGGCUUGUCAUUACUUAAUAGGUGGGUUGCCCUAGGGCUAACAAGUUUUAUGAAGCUGAUUCUUUAAGUCUCGGGGCCCUUCUACACAGCCCUAUAUCCCAGAAUAUCAAGGCAGAAAAUCUCACAGUAUCUGCUUUGAACUAGGCUAACUGAGUCCACACUGCCAUGUAUUCCAAUUCAAAGCAAAUGUGGGAUUUUAUUCAGCUGUGUGGAAGGGGCCUAAGAGUGUUGAUUCAGCAAACCAAACACCUGCUGCUUCCACUAAAGAUGUUCUUAUCUGUAAUUACUUUUUAGGGUAAAGAAACAGUAUGAUUCAAUUGAUUCAUUGAAUCAAUUGUAUAUUUUGGUUGUCAGAAAAAUGACUGAUCUCAGCAGCAUUGUCUAAGAUGGCAUACAUACUGGAUUUAAAAAAAAAGAAAAGUUGAGCAUGGGCUAAAGAAUGGCAUAUAUGCAAAACAGUGUCAAGAAUAACACUUUAUUAUCAAAUAUUAAAACUGCCUCUAAAUCACAAUGAAUGGCAGGUGGACCUCAUUUCCAAAAGGGGCAGGGCAAACAAGAGCUGAAGAGCUGGCCUUCGUUUAAUAAAUAAACCACCUUAGCUGACUGUUGAAUACCCGUCUUCCAAGUAUGAGUGAACAAAAGAAAGGUGAAAGUCAGGCUAUCAGAUCAUUCUUCUGUUCAAAAGUAACCCUCUAGAUCAGGGGUCCAUAAUCGUGUGCUUCUACAGUUAUUGUUAGAUUGCGAAUUCUAGCAUAACCCAGCAUAACCAAUGAUAAUGAAUAAUUGGAAUUUCAGCCCCAACAUUCGGAAGGUUGAAGGAUUCUUGCCUUUGCCCUGAAACACUGUUACCCUUUUUAUGUAUUUGUUUAUUUACAACUGUUAUUUUGAUUCAUAGAUACCUUGGCUUUGUGUUCCAUAAACAGAGCAAUUCAUCAUUA
Messenger RNA from Anolis carolinensis (green anole), 3709 nucleotides. It is a transcript of the gene pcyox1l, whose product is annotated as prenylcysteine oxidase 1 like. The record is from RefSeq and is a predicted model, not a curated record. The coding region runs from base 172 to 1707 and encodes 511 amino acids. Lineage: Eukaryota; Metazoa; Chordata; Lepidosauria; Squamata; Anolidae. Gene Ontology annotation, molecular function: prenylcysteine oxidase activity. Gene Ontology annotation, biological process: prenylated protein catabolic process; prenylcysteine catabolic process. The transcript is spliced from 6 exons.